AUGAAGAUUCUUUUAACAUUGGGUAUAGUCGGGUCAUGUUUUGCGUGGGUCAAUCUACGGGAUAGACACUCUUUGCUCAAGGAGAAUGUGAGUUUUUUUCUGGUAGGGCGAAAAGUUGAGAAUACGUUUAUGAAAUUUCUCAUUUCAAACGUUUUUUUGUUACUGCAUUGCCUCAUUUAGGCUCAAAAAAUGCUUCAUCAAGUAACUUAGAAGUUUUUAAUCAUCAAAAAUAGUUAUUGGGAUCGCGGAUUCAGCAUUUUUAAACUGAUCCGAACUAGGAGCUAAAUUCUUGAAAAAGGAAUUUUAUUUAUUUUAGUUUUACAGUUAUUUUUUGUCGCUCCAUCUUUUCAGACUCAAAAUUCAUAAGCCAAUCAACUGAAAAUCGUGUAAAGCUCAUUCCAUAACUCCGAGAAACUCAAUUCAGAGAGUAGACGGCGGCGAGCAAAAGGGACACUCAUCGGCCGAUUUCGAAUACAAAUACGUGUCGAUUUGCGUUAAUGGAUCCGAAGAAGGACUUCUCACCAUUGUGUAAGAAUUAGUUUCCUCUGAAUUACUUAAAAGUCACUUAAGACACGCCAAAGAGUGCAAAGAUGGGCGGUCGAGAGUAGCGCUCGGGAAGUAUUCGAACCAAGUCAACACCACUGGGUAUUUGUAAAUACUCUGGAUUUCAAAAAUAAACGUUUGAGGUGGGGAAUCCUGGAAAUCGAGACGUUCGCUAGCCAUUCUUAUGAUGUGCAAGCCUACGCAGCUGGAGUCGCUGAAGGUAGGAUCUUUCUCUUUUUCUAAAAAGAAAAGGGAACUUCAGGCGAGCUGACGCGUCUGCAGAUUUACUACCACUACCGCAACACCAUCGAGACGCUGUGCAAUAACCACACGUCUGUCAUCAUUUUUUUCUCAUAAAAAAACAUCGCAAUAGAAAUUAAGCAAAAUUUUUGAGAAACUGUCAGGUUAAAAAUUUUAAAACUGAAUCCUGAGUUAAAGCUUUUUUAAAAUUUUACUCUAGGGACUUCUCACCAUUGUGUAAGAAUUAGUUUCCUCUGAAUUUUUCCUCUGAAGAAGUUUAACUUUUGCAUUUUUUUUUUUCAAAACUAGUGAUGAAAUGUUCCUUUCCAGCAACUUCUGCAAACGACUCUACAUUUAUCUGCAAGAACACUUGGAUUGGAUGCGCAGCCAAGUGAUCGCCAAGGAAAACGAAGGAUGUCCCUACUGGCGCCAUGUUUGACGACGUCGAUUUGUUGCCAUCAUGAUCAUUUCCAGGUUAAUCUGACCUUCGCCCAGCUGACAGGCGUCUACGACGCCUACUACAGACGAAACCUGACCCCGGAGAUUGGUUUUGAUUUGCAUCCAAUCUAGUGAGUUAGUUUAUAGAAGUUCUGUGAAAACUUCUUUUUGACUCGCUCCGACGAGAUUUUGGAAAAAAAAACGUGAAAAGAAAAAUCAUUCAGCAUGAUGCAACUGUCCGGAGAGAUGUUCGACCUGAACAAAUUCCUCAACAAAACUCCCGAUCCGCUGGAGUACCCUGAAGCCGGACGUUGCUCUGGAUUUGUCAAGCUCGCUCCGAACAACGCGGUAAUAUCAUGCCUUUACCGAACUACAAAAAUAAGCUCCCCAGGAUUUGUUCUUCGCCCAUGUCGCCAUGUCUAGUUUGAGCUGGAUGCAGAGAAUCGUCAAGAUCUACAAAUUUGGUUACGGUAUAAAGCAAUUCCGCUCUUUGGUUGCAGUGAUGAGUUCAGACAAGAAUGAGGUUCCCGGACAUACGGUGUCAUUCUCCGGCUACCCCGGAGCUCUCGUUUCGGCCGACGAUUACACUCUGACCAGCGCUGGAUUGGUUUUUUGAUGGCAAACGCUCUGAUGAUAUUGUAUUUUUACAGUCGUCUAUUGAAACGACAAUUGCUAUUUUCGACAAGGAACUUUACACAAGCAAGUACAUGAAGGCCCAGGGACAAGUCCACUGUUGGGUCCGCUCUUUCAUCUCCAACGCCCUCUCCAAGUUAGACCGCUCUUGUUAUUCUGUUGUAGCUGCAAAGUAGAAUAAGAAGCUUUUCAGGAUGUUUCUCACAAAGCAUUUUUGAUUUGAAUAUUCGAAAUUAGCUCAAAAUUUUUCUAGACUAAACGAAGAAUUUGAUAGCCACAUCCUGCAGAAGACCCUAAUUUUCGAUGACUCACGUUUCAAAUUCUCAAAAAAAAAAGAUUUUCUUUGAAAGUGCUAUUUUGUCAGCUGAGAGCUUUUUUAAAAUCAAUCAAAUGGCUGCCAUGAUUUCUUUCAACCUUUUUCAGAACUGCGAAGGGAUGGACCGACGUUUUCAGCAAGUACAACUCGGGAACCUACAACAACCAAUGGACGGUGCUAGACUGGAAACAUUUCACGCCGGGGCAGCCGAUUCCCGACAAGGAUAUGCUCUGGAUCCUCGAACAAGCGCCGUAAUCUCCAAACUGAUAGGUUCCGUCCAAGUUAUAUUUUUUAGUGGACACAUCGAUUCGCGCGACAUGACUUGGUACUUGAAACGCUAUUCUUACUGGCCUUCCUACAACAUUCCCUAUCUUCCUAGCAUCAGCCGAGUCGCCGGCUUUGAUGCUAAGGUGAUCGAAAAAGAUAACCCCCGAGAUUUUGAACUCUUUCAGGCUCGCCAGUUCAAAUGGUACGAGUGGGGAGGAUCUCCUCGUGCGCGAAUUUUCGACCGCGACCACCACAAAGUCGUCGACAUCGACUCUCUCACAAAGCUUAUGAGGUGAUUUUUUCUUGAAUCCAACCUGAUAAUCAAUUAAGGUACAACGAUUACACCAACGACGAGUUUGCCAAGUGCAAAUGCACGCCUUUGCCCUACACCGGCGAGGUCGACUCGGUUUUGAACUUUGGUGGAUGAAAGUUAUUUUUCAGGGAGGAAUCUCUGCCAGAGGCGAUUUGAACACUCCCAACGGCACUUAUGAAGUUGAAAGCAUGGGCUUCCGUGAUCAUGCCGGCCUCGAUUACAAGGUUCAUUAGUUAUGAUUAAUAUCCAUAGAGUCGAAUUGAGGGAACAAACUACGAGAUGUUCAAGAAGCUGCGGUUCCGCGCCUGGGGCGGACCGCCUUACGAUCCCGUUCCAGUUUUUGAGUUAGUUUUUUGAGCUAUUGUUACAAGCAGAAUUCUGUUUUUUUUUUUUCAGUUUCAUUUUUCCCAUCAAACUGUGAUGCUGGAAAACUGAAAAAAAAUUAAAAAUUUUCGUCAAAAACGCUGAUUCACUUUUUAUUUCUUCAAGAGCCAACUCAACUAAUCCUGAGCUUAAUAAAUGAUUUGCAAAAAAGUACUAAUGUAAAAUUGAAUGAAGCUGGCGGACGACGAAGCUGACCAACAUUCGGCACUUUGGACAGCCCGAUAGGUGGAACUUCACAUACGUCGACCUCGAGUGGCAGCUGCCCACGGAAGUUCUUCUCAAGCCUUAG
Molecule: messenger RNA, 3423 nt
Organism: Caenorhabditis auriculariae
Lineage: Eukaryota; Metazoa; Nematoda; Chromadorea; Rhabditida; Rhabditidae
Source: the annotation of a GenBank genome assembly